Molecule: messenger RNA, 2712 nt
Organism: Candidula unifasciata
Lineage: Eukaryota; Metazoa; Mollusca; Gastropoda; Stylommatophora; Geomitridae
Source: the annotation of a GenBank genome assembly
GGAACUGUCACAUCAGCCGACAUGGCGUCCUUAGGAAUAUUUGUUCUUGAUGGCAAACUCAGACUUGUGACAGCAUCAACUUGUAUGGCUACAGUUAAAAAACAUAGUAGGAUCUCUGUGUACAAUGCACACAUUGUCAAGGAUGAUGGCCAGGCUUACUUGGUGUGCUGUAUGAGGAGUUGUAUCCGUAUCCAUGAGUCUGUGUCAAGUGUUACAGAUUCAAUGUCUCAUCUUCUGCUGAUGAGAUCGGAGCUUGUAAAUUUUAUGAAAAAAUUGAUAAGAAAAUAUGGUCUUAAUUUGAAAGAGAUUCUUGCACUGCAACAGCUGUAUAACAUUCUGUCUGGACAGGAAAGAUCCGAAAGUUGCAGAGAAAAACUGUUUGCUCAGUUUGUCAAGAGUGACAUCUGUGCUAACUUGACAUACAGUGGUGUGAAUGCCGCAGACUUGUUCAUUUUCCAUGAACAGUUGUGCCCCUUUAACCAGUCAAAGAAAGAAGAGUCCCGGAUACCACAGAUCAUUGGCCUGAAUGCUCUCAAGAAUGAAGUCACCAGUAUAAAGUCCAACUUUGAUUCUACCAGUGUUUUAAAUUACCCAGGCAUGAAGAUCCAAUCCUUACCUCAUCAUUUUAAAGUUUGCUUUUCUAGUGCAAAGGUUCUUGUCGGGUGCAUAAUGACAUGCUCAGAAGGAACAGUAUUUCGAGAUAGUACAUCAAACUUCCGUCUCGUAAUUUUGUCUGACAGUGGUGUCAGUCACGCCGACAGUGAUAGUAAUCACACAGACCUUGAAAUUAAAGGAGAUCCUUCAGGAUGUUGCAAGGAUACAACUGAUCAGCACAGUCAGCCUCACUUAUGUUGCCAGCGCUGUUUUGGUCACUGUCAACCUGGGAAACAACUGACCUGUCCAGUUUUAGAUCCUUGGCUAGUUGGAGCUAUCAUUUGUGUGACAAAAUUUCAUGUUGUUCUUGAAGGUGAUUUUGAUACCAGAUCAUCAGAUGCCUCAAAAUCUGGCAUAGAGAACAAUGGGCAUCUUUGCAUAUACUUGGUUUUUAGCUUGCUUGAUUGUGUUUUACUGGAUAAUGUUGAGAAUAGUUCACCAACUCUGGCUGGUUCAGAAAGAGGCCUCAUGUCUGAUUUACUUCCUGCAAGUCAGUCAACUAAUGAAAGGCUAACAAGAAAGGCUAAGCAUCAACAAGAAUCAUCAUGCUGUAUCUUUGUGCAUGAGAAACAGCCUUUGACUUAUACAGGAAACAUGUUUGACAAUGGAAAAUUCUGCCAGUUUCAACUUCUUGGCUGUAAGAUUGAUGUUGACUUGUACACUGAGAAUAAUAUAAGAUGUUGUGAAAACACCUGUGUUAGAAGAAAGAAGUCCACAUUCACUACAAGCUCAGAACUUGUAGCUGAAAGUCAAAAAAAUAUAUUACAGGAUUCACAUCAAGAGAGACCAGAAUCCAUAUGUGCUUCUUUCAUAAACUCAGCUGCUAAAUGGUACAGCUGCUUUACCAGUGGUCAUCUGUACAAGCUGACCACCUCCAGCAGUAGUAGCGAUCCUGAGCCUUUUAAACAGAAACUGUUGAAAGUCCUUCCACAGAAAGUGACAGAGUGUUAUAAUGUGCAGAUGAAUAUAGAGGUUCCAGAAGACUUGUUUGUUGAAAGACUUCCUCGGACAUCGGAUCUUUGCUGUGGGCUUCAUGUGGGUGUACUACAUUCAAUUAGGGAGAUCAUUUUUUCAGAAACUGUUGUGUCAUUCAAAGGAAUCAUUGUUGGCAGAUAUUGCGAGGCAUCUUUUAAUUCAAACAUGAAAACCAGUGGCAGGAUGUCUUCACCAAUGAUCAACAUCAAACUGGAGAUUCGAGAUAUGCUCCCGAACACUGCUGAUAUCGAUUGUGGAAGAACCAUCACAGUCUACCUUGAUGCUCCGAAGACUGUCUACACAUUAGGUCUCGUUCCAGGUGCGGUGGUCAAUUUGCAUAGAGUGGAGAGGAAAGUUUCCAGAGCUGGCAAUGUCUACUGUCGAUUUAUUGCUGUCUCUCUGGCGGAGGUGGUGCAGUUUCUGGAUCUAGGAGAUGCUGCCAGAUGUACCAGUUCACAGACCCCGACUGUCAACAUGGACAGUUUACCCAGGGAGUUACUGUUUAACAUGAGACAGUAUUCUACUGAGGAUAGGCACACAGAGAAGCGAAUGUUCCUCAUCAGUUGUCACAUUGAGAAAAUAUUUAGUCUACGCAUUAAGACUGUGUGCUCAUCAUGCAAGAGUAUUUUUUCCAAGACUGGCUGCCAGAGCAGAGACUGCAGCAGUGCAACUUGGCCAGUAACUGUGGCCAGUACAGUACUGCUAGUGAACGAUGGUACUUGUCCAGCAACUGUAAAAAUCUGGGACUCAAAUCUUAUUUGUCGUCUGCUGACUUUGACACAAUCUCAGUGGGAGGAUCUGGUUACUGAGGUCACGAGUCAUGGGGAAGUGGUUCUUGAUAAUUCAUCACCGCCCACAUCAAGCAUCUCCACUUUCCUUCAAGAACUGAUAUCCUCACCCCUAGUUCUACGGCCGUGCAUGAUGGCUGUCAGAAUAUACAGGGGAAGUGUGUCUUCAGUUGUGGAUAAAAUGCGACUGGAAGAUUUUCAAGAAAAUGAAGUCAAAGUUGGCAAGCAUUAUCUGAAGACACUGUCUCUUCCAAGGAUGCAGUUGGACUGUUUGUCCAUAUCAGAAAUACGGUGA